AUGAAGUUCACAGCCGUUCUCUUCAUGGCCGCUGGCGCCCUCGCUGCCCCUGUAGUCGAGCGCCAGGUCGGUAUUCCACCCAGCCCAAGCGGUGGAGCGCCUCCCUUCCCCAGCGGAGGCUUUCCUGGUUUCCCAAGCGGCGGUUUUCCAGGUGGGCCCGCUCCUACUGGUGGUUUCCCAGGCUUUCCAGGUGGCGGUGCGCCUGGUGGUGGGUUCCCAAGUGGUGGAUUCCCAGGUGGAGGUGCACCCGCGCCCACAGGCGGCUUUCCUGGCUUCCCUGGCGGUGGUGCACCUGGCGGCGGUUUCCCAAGUGGCGGCUUUCCGGGCGGUGGUGCACCCGCACCUACUGGCUUCCCAGGCUUUCCAGGUGGUGGUGCGCCUGGCGGUGGUUUCCCAGGUGGCGGUGCACCCGGUGGUGGCUUUCCAGGUGGUGCGCCGCCAGCACCUACUCCAGUCGUUGCAUGA
This is a messenger RNA of Exserohilum turcica Et28A, 465 nucleotides long. RefSeq lists its product as uncharacterized. Lineage: Eukaryota; Fungi; Ascomycota; Dothideomycetes; Pleosporales; Pleosporaceae. The coding region runs from base 1 to 465 and encodes 154 amino acids. The transcript is spliced from 2 exons. The record is from RefSeq and is a predicted model, not a curated record.